AUGCAUUUAGAACAUAUUUUCUACAGCCGCCUCCGCGCCGGCAUGCGCGCCCCUGACGUCGCCUACUUGACCUCGAAGGAUCAGGUUUUUCUCCUCCGCGUCGCCGGCGCCGAGCUGGUGGGCGACCUCGACGCGGCCGCGGCCGCUGUCUCCCGCCUCGCCCCCAGGUGCCGCGACCUGCUACUCCACGCCUUCGACGGCCUCGGCCUCGGCUCCACCGCCAAGCGCGCGGAGAGGCGGGUGAGGAAGAUGGAGUGGCACGUGGCGGCGACGUCAAGGCUGUACGCGGAGAUGGAGGUGCUUAAUGAGCUUGAGGCGACGGAGAAGCGCGCCCAGCAGCAAGAGCAGCAGGAGUGGCGCCGGCACAGCGAUCCGAUACAGGUCCAGAAACCGCCGUCGACGCCCGACCCGGUUCGCUUCCAGCUCCGGUCGCAGGAAGACAGGGUUCGCCGGCUAAAGGAGGAAUCUUUGUGGAGCAAGACCUUCGACAAGGCUGUGGAGCUCAUGGUCCGAACCGUCGUCGCUGUCUUCUCCAGAAUCUGUGCUGUCUUCGGCGUCUACGUCCUCGGUCUGCCGGACGGUGAUCUGACCAAUUUCCUCGGGAAGCACUCGUCAGGGCUGCUGGAGCGACGGGUGGUGCCGCAACACGUGCCUUUCCUUCGUAACUCUGCAACGAUCAUGAGAACGCCGAUGGAGAUCGGCGCGCAAGAAACGCCCUUCGAUCGUUUGAGGAAAUUCCUCAAAGAGUCCCCGACCACCGUCGGCGGGUCGGGCCUGACGUUGCGGUACGCCAACGUUAUCCUGGCUGCCGAGAAGUUGUUUCAAGAACGAAACAGAGUGGAGGCAGCGGCUGUGGAGGAGGAGCCGGUGGCGGCGGCGAGAGAGGAAUUGUACGAGAUGCUGCCGUCAGGGAUGCGCGCGGCUGUGAGGGCGAAGCUGAGGGAGUGCUGGAGGAGGGAGGGGGUUCGGCUAUCAGAGUUGGACGAAUCUCUGGCGGAGGGCUGGAGGGAGCCGGUGGCUGCGAUCCUGGCGUGGCUGGUGCCGAUGGCGCGCGACACGGUGCGGUGGCAGGAGGAGCGCAACAUGGACCGGGAGCAGAGGUUCUGCACGCGGCCACGGGCACUGCUACUGCAGACGCUACACUACGCUGACGUCAACAAGGCGGAGGCAGCCGUCGUGGAGGUGCUCGUCGGGUUGAGUUGUAUGUCGUGGUACGACGAUCGGCGGCAGUGUAAAUCGGAGCUUGAAUUAUGA
Zingiber officinale is the source of this 1254-nucleotide messenger RNA. RefSeq lists its product as uncharacterized. The transcript has a single exon. The coding region runs from base 1 to 1254 and encodes 417 amino acids. The record is from RefSeq and is a predicted model, not a curated record. Gene Ontology annotation, biological process: positive regulation of growth. NCBI's taxonomy places the organism in Eukaryota, Viridiplantae, Streptophyta, Magnoliopsida, Zingiberales, Zingiberaceae.